This is a messenger RNA of Strongylocentrotus purpuratus (purple sea urchin), 1188 nucleotides long. Its product is annotated as cholecystokinin receptor-like. The transcript has a single exon. The coding region runs from base 1 to 1188 and encodes 395 amino acids. Gene Ontology annotation, cellular component: membrane. Gene Ontology annotation, molecular function: G protein-coupled peptide receptor activity. Gene Ontology annotation, biological process: neuropeptide signaling pathway. Lineage: Eukaryota; Metazoa; Echinodermata; Echinoidea; Camarodonta; Strongylocentrotidae. The record is from RefSeq and is a predicted model, not a curated record.
AUGGUAUUGGGAAUUCCUGGGAAUGGCCUCAUCAUCAUCGUCUACCUUAAGAAGCAUCGUAAAACGGGAACAGACGUCUUCAUUCUUGGACUUGCCAUAGUCGAUUUCAUCGUUUGCGUGAGUUUUCCUCUGAAAAUUUACUCCUAUGUGGCCUCGCAGUUUACAAACCACGUCCUGUGUAAGCUGAUGCACUUCUUCGUCUUCUGGAACACCUAUCUUGGCGUUUUCUUAACAGCAGUCAUCACUGUUGACCGUUACAUAGCUGUGUGCAGGCCGAUGAAACGAAGAGUAUCCCCUAAGCAAGCCAUAAUCAUCGGGUCAUGUCUUGCCUUAUUGGCGGCAUUUACUGCCAUACCCUCCGUUGCUAUGACAGGCAUUCGUUCUUAUGGUCCUGUCUCCAGAUGCACUUAUUACACAGAAGAUGUUGUCUAUGCCCGAGUGAUAAGCUACCUGAACGACACUCUGUUUUACAGCUGCCUGACUGUGAUCACGGUUCUGUAUAUUCUGAUCUGGAGCGCGGUGCGUCGUCAGGCAAGGGUUCGAGUCCUGAAGUUAGGUGGAAUCAAUAGUGUCUCUGGUAACGUUUUGCCGAGUCAGGCUUCCGUAAUGCCAUCAGAGGCUUGGGCUGAAAAAGAACAAGGAAAGUCUGAUGGAACGACUACAAGUCCCUUGGCACUAGCAAAUCACGGCUAUGCUGAAGAGAACGAUACUGGCCAAUCCUCAAGCAAUGAGGCUGGGACAUCAAGAAACCCGUCCGAAGAAAGUGACAGAGACGGGGGCAACCUUCUUACUGUUGAGCCUUAUUCAAAACAAGGUCCAUCUUAUGGCAACCAACUUGCUCCACCAAGCAGAGCUAGUCCCUGCCCUAGCUCAAAGAUGCCAUCCCCAAAGGCAGCCGCGCCAGCCCCGGUCGUCCGGACAAACAACAAGACAACCGUCAUGAUAUUCAUCAUCACCGUCAUAUUUUUCCUCUCCUGGAUCCCGACCAAAAUCUGGGACUACUACCCAAACGUCAAAUUCACUUGGCUCCAAACGGACCCAGUUAGAUACAACUUCUUGUACACUUCUCUUUUUGCAGUGAAUCUCAACCAGGUUAUCAAUCCCUUCAUCUACAGUUUCGUGAACGUUCAAUUCAGACGGGAAUGCGUCACCGUAAUGAGACACAUCCGACAAUGCAGAUUCUCAUAA